AUGGCCAACUCAAGAGGGGAGUGCAAAGCCAUCACACUUAGAAGCGGAAAGGUUGUAGAAGAAGCAACCCCGAGCCAAGAUAACCAUGAAGAAGAGGCUGCAGAGAAGCAUGGAAACAAUAAUAAAGAAGAGAUCCCUGCCCCAUCCUCACCAAAGCCAAUCUUGAAGCCUUAUGUGCCAAAGGCACCAUAUCCUCAGAGGCUGAGGAAAGAUGGGAAGGAUAGCCAGUUCUCUAGGUUCUUAGAGAUCUUCAAAAAGCUUCAAAUCAACAUACCAUUUGCUGAAGCAUUGGAGCAAAUACCGCUUUAUGCCAAAUUUAUGAAAGAUCUUAUGACAAGAAAAAGAAACUGGGGAGAAAAAGAGACCAUAGUGCUAACUGAGGAGUGUAGCGCCAUCAUACAAAAGAAGCUUCCCCAGAAAAUGAAAGACCCAGGGAAUUUCCAAAUCCCUUGCAUCAUAGGGGAUAUCAAUAUUGAAAAAUCCUUGUGUGAUAUGGGAGCUAGCAUCAACCUCAUGACCCUAACCAUGAUGAGGAGGAUGAAGAUUGAGGAAGCCAAGCAUACAAGAAUGGCACUCUAA
Arachis stenosperma is the source of this 579-nucleotide messenger RNA. RefSeq lists its product as uncharacterized. The record is from RefSeq and is a predicted model, not a curated record. Bases 1 to 579 code for a protein of 192 amino acids. The transcript has a single exon. NCBI's taxonomy places the organism in Eukaryota, Viridiplantae, Streptophyta, Magnoliopsida, Fabales, Fabaceae.